Molecule: messenger RNA, 3192 nt
Organism: Sander lucioperca (pikeperch)
Lineage: Eukaryota; Metazoa; Chordata; Actinopteri; Perciformes; Percidae
Gene: mapk3
Product: mitogen-activated protein kinase 3
Exons: 9
Coding region: 215-1384 (389 amino acids)
Biological process (GO): intracellular signal transduction; protein phosphorylation
Cellular component (GO): cytoplasm; nucleus
Molecular function (GO): MAP kinase activity; ATP binding
Source: RefSeq, a predicted model, not a curated record
ACGCUCCGCGCUGAGACCGAGACAAAAUCCGUGCUCGCGCACGAAAUCCAUUUACACUCCAGUAGUAGAGAGGGCCCUGAUCCAGUCGCUUUGCUCCGUAAAUCAAACAAUCCGUUCGGUUAAAGCCCCGCACAAACGGUAAAAACGUACUGAAAGCGGCGGCGGUCCUUCUGCGUAUCACACUGACAGAGCAGGAGCGGUUUGGAGAGGAAGAAUGGCGGAUUCGAGCAGCACCGCAGCGGUCGGGGCCGCAGGCUCCAACAGCGCUGCUGCUGCCGGGGCGGCUGGCACGGUGGCGCAGGAUGGAGCGCCCGCAGCUGCGGGACCCAAGGCCGAGUCUGUUAAGGGCCAGAUUUUUGAUGUGGGCCCCCGCUACACGAACCUGUCCUACAUCGGGGAGGGGGCGUACGGAAUGGUUUGCUCUGCUAUGGACAACGUGACCAGCCAGCGUGUAGCCAUCAAGAAAAUCAGCCCAUUUGAGCACCAGACGUACUGCCAGCGCACACUGAGGGAAAUCAAGAUCCUGCUGCGUUUCCACCAUGAGAAUAUCAUCGGCAUCAACGACAUUCUCAGGGCACGACACCUUGACAACAUGAGGGAUGUCUACAUCGUGCAGACUCUGAUGGAGACGGACCUGUACAAGCUGCUGAAGACCCAGAGGCUGAGCAACGACCACGUCUGCUAUUUCCUCUACCAGAUCCUGCGAGGCCUCAAGUACAUUCACUCAGCCAACGUGUUGCACCGUGACCUCAAGCCCUCCAACCUGCUCAUCAACACCACCUGUGACCUCAAGAUCUGUGACUUUGGCCUGGCACGGAUAGCCGACCCCGAGCACGACCACACAGGUUUCUUGACCGAGUACGUCGCCACGCGUUGGUACAGGGCUCCAGAAAUCAUGCUCAACUCAAAGGGCUACUCCAAGUCCAUUGACAUCUGGUCAGUGGGCUGCAUCCUGGCUGAGAUGUUGUCCAACAGGCCUAUCUUCCCCGGGAAACACUACUUGGACCAGCUCAACCACAUACUGGGCGUCCUUGGCUCUCCUUCUCAAGAUGAUCUGAACUGUAUUAUCAACAUGAAGGCGAGGAACUACCUGCAGUCCCUGCCUCAUAAACCCAGGAUCCCCUGGGAGAGUCUCUACAAGGCGGACUCAAAAGCUCUGGACCUGCUGGGACGCAUGUUGACCUUUAACCCCGUGAAGCGCAUCAGCGUUGAGGAGGCCCUGGCUCAUCCUUACCUGGAGCAGUACUACGAUCCCACAGAUGAGCCGGUAGCAGAGGAGCCCUUCACUUUCUCCAUGGAACUGGAUGACCUUCCUAAGGAAAAGCUGAAGGAACUGAUCUACGAGGAAACUGCUCGUUUCCAGGAAACCUACCAGGGCUCCUGAGACGCACAGCCCUAAAGAGUGACAAAGCCACACCGAGGCUUGGAACAAGAAGACCCCAACGACAUGCUAAAACAAAAAGAAAAAUGCAUCUUCAAGAAACCGACAAAAAGAGAAAACAAGAAAUGAACAUUUAACUGCUUAUCUUUCUAUUUCUACUGCAGGAGAGCUAAGUUUUACUUUUUUUUCUGUGGUUGGGUGGGGUGGUAGGGUCUGUCGUACUCAUGCUGUUUCAGUUUUAACAAUGUUGGACUCUCCAUCCUCUCGCCUCACAUUUGUUUUCCCGUUAAAGGUCCUGCCUCAUCCUGUCCCAUUUACAGUAACUCACUGUGUCUCGCCUGUCCUGAUCAAAGCCCUUUUUCUGCCUCUCCUGCAGCUGUUGCUGGAGCUCUCUCUGUUGCUCCCUCACAUAUAAACUACUGUAUUAACCAACACCAUAACUCUCUUGUCUUGCGCCAUGUAAAUUACAACCUGGAAAAAAUUGAGGGCUAAAAGAACGGGGAUGCUAAUCGGGUGUAUGUAUAUACAAAAAUAUAAAAGCUUGUGCUCGUCUCAGUUUUUUGUUUGUACACCGUUGUUCGAGUGUUUUCGGAUCAGUCGUAUCUGUAUGUUUUGGGGUUUGUAUUUGCUAGUCAUUUUUUUUUUGAACACUUGAUUUUGAGACAAACAUUCAAUGUUUUUACUGGCAUGUUGGCAGGUUUAUAGAUCACUCUUUUUUUGUCGUCGUACUUUUUCUUAUUUUCAAAAAAAAAAAAAAAAAAACUGUAUGAUGUUCAUAUGAAUGCAUGCAUUCCUGAAAUUAACCAAAGUGUCAGAGAGAUGCAGGAAACUUGGCGGAGGAGCAACUAAGUAAUAUCUAUAAUCGUUUUGAAUCGUACCUUAAACAUAUUUCUUGACCUGUAACUUGUACCAAGGACAGACAAACUCCCCCUUCGUUUGUGGAAAGUUGGUUAUAUUCAGGAGGCGCUACAUGAUUGGAACAAAUGGAAAUCAAACAGCAAAAAAAUAUAGUUUCUGUAAUUGUGUAUUCAUUCAAAUAACUGUGAUACCUAGCCCCAUUUUCCAGAACAUUCACAGUACUCUGUGCCAUGUCAAAACGUUUUUAGUUUUUCUGAUGAUCAGGAACUACCUGCCUUAAUGUAAGUUUUACGGUGGAAGGAUAUUGGUAUAACAUUACUGUAUCGUCCACAUUUGGCCCCACAGCGUCCCUUUACCAUGUAAUACUGCCAAAAAUCAAAAUAGCUGAUCCAGUAUCAGUAUUACAUUCCUAUAUUAAAUUACAUUUCUGCUACAAAUGCAUAGCAGUUGAAUGGUGAACUACUUGUCUCAUAACAUCACUGAAACCCCUUGUUGUUCCUCAGCUCCUCUUGAUUCUACAUUUCAGUGAAUCCUCUGUUUCCAGAGCCCUGUCUGGGAACACAUAUGGCAUUCUGGAAAAUGGGGCCUGGUUGACAGCCUUUCCAUCCCACCAUGCUGUUUUUGUACUGCGUUCCUAUUUGCUACCGUUUGUCCCAGGGCGACUGUACGGAGUCAAGCGUGCAUGCAGGCUUGGGCCUAACUACCGAAGUAUUCAAAGUGGCCAUACUUGAACGCGGUCUAGAGAAGAGCACUUUCCAACGAGCAUUUUCAGAUUAUGAUCUUACUGGCUCAUUGAUGUGAGUGUUGAAUGUAAAUGGCCUGAAUUUCCGGAGUCUGUUGCUGCAGCUUAGUGUUCGCCAGUUGUGAUCUUUUACAUGAAUCUCUUUUACGACUACUGAGAAAACUGUACAUGUCGCUGAUAAAUGCUAUGUUCACACAUAUGGUAGAGAUGG